AAAUCCAAAGGUAACGAACAAAAGAAAUAUUGCGAAAAGAAAAUUACUAGAAAAAAUAGACAUGGACGAGCAAGAGUUUCGCCGGAUCCUGGAACACUUCCCCGUCGUUCGAUCUCGCCACUAUCGCGCCGAGUCAGAUUCAUCGAGACAGUCAACAUCUCGGUCAACACAGAAUAAGGCGAUUAGGGAUUGGCAAGAUGCUUGGAAUGACAGAGAGAGAAAGGAAAUGAACAAUCAAGAUAUUGAUCUGCAUGAUGCAUUCUGGGAGAAGCUAAGAGUGGCAGCUGAGAGGAAGGUUGGUGCAGCAGAAGUUGAUAGGUUGUGCAAGUCUUUUCAACAAGUUCACAAGAAGCUGGUGUAUGAGGGAUUGAGCUUUGAUGUUUGUAAAAAAGUUCCCAGCUUCAUCACCAAGUGUAAGAGAAUAAUCCUCCACCUAUAAUGUUAAUUGUACACUUGUUACUGUUUUUUUUUAAGAUAAUGGAAUUGAUGGGAGUAAGAAAUUCUUGUUGGCCUAGAACUGGUUUCAAGUAGGUUUUCUCUUUCAAAAUAACGUAUAAGAUUCUGAAAUUAAAUCGCAUAUAUGUGAAUUAAAGGUUAAUAUUUUUU
This is a messenger RNA of Rubroshorea leprosula, 606 nucleotides long. The record is from the annotation of a GenBank genome assembly. NCBI's taxonomy places the organism in Eukaryota, Viridiplantae, Streptophyta, Magnoliopsida, Malvales, Dipterocarpaceae.